Molecule: messenger RNA, 624 nt
Organism: Dromiciops gliroides (monito del monte)
Lineage: Eukaryota; Metazoa; Chordata; Mammalia; Microbiotheria; Microbiotheriidae
Gene: CHCHD7
Product: coiled-coil-helix-coiled-coil-helix domain containing 7
Exons: 5
Coding region: 350-607 (85 amino acids)
Source: RefSeq, a predicted model, not a curated record
CGAUUGGACAAAGCGGCAACCGGGUGGAGAAGGGGCAGCGAGUUAGGCUGCGUAGUACAUAAGGCGCUGCUGCGUGAUCCAUUGACGUGUUUGGAGCUGGAGACGGCCUGGGUGCUGGGGUAUCCGCGGUGAGAGGCUUCGCUUAGUGGCUGGAACCAUCAGACCUCGGGGGGGACCCGAACCCCUCCAGUGAUCGGGUCAGUCGAUGGGGAUGAACGUGCUCCUUGAUAUUCCGGUCCCUUCCCGUUUCAAAGCAAAGCAGGAGCCGAGAAGAAAGCAGCUGUUUGGGGGGGAGUGAGACCAGCGAAUAAUAACCUGAGAGCUGCCUGGCUGCAGUAAGAAGAUUAGGAUGCCUAUUGUUACGAAGAGACUUAGAGACCCUGACAUAAAUCCUUGUUUGUCGGAAUCAGAUGCUUCUACUAGAUGUAUGGAUGAAAAUAAUUAUGACAAGGAUAUGUGUAGCACUAGCUUCUUGAAGUACAAAAACUGCAGGAAAUUUUGGAAUGCCAUUAUGCUAGAAAGACGACGAAAUGGAGUUAAACCACCUAUGCCCACAGCUGCAGAAAGAGAGAAAAUUUUGGGAGCAAUGGAAAAGAUGCCCUAUUAAAGGCUUAUAUACAAUAA